GUCGAGGAAUUACUCGACGUUGGUAAGCUUAAGAGUGCUGUUUGGUUUCACUAUACCAAAGUUCGAAUUAAUGGAAUUGUCAAGGCUAAAUGCAAUUAUUGUAAGAAGCAAUUAGGUGGGGAAUCAAAUAAUGGUACUACCCACCUAAAGAAUCACACCAAAAUUUGUGUUCAAAAGAAAAUUAGGGAUGGUAGUCAAAAGAUUCUCGGCCCUCACUAUUUGGCUAAAGGAAAUCAAGACUUGGUUGCUACUGCUUUCAACUCUGAUUUUUCAAAAAGGGAGCUUGCAAUUGCUAUUAUAAUGCAUGAAUAUCCUUUGUCGAUGGUUGAUCAUCUCUAUUUCAAGAGAUUUGUCUGCUCUCUUCAACCAUUGUUCACUGUUCCAUCGAGGAAUACUAUAAAUAAAGACCUCGUCUUUAAAUUCUAUGAUAUUGAAAGAGCUAAGAUUCAAAGUCUGUUUGAUAUCAACAGAGGUAGAAUUGCAAUAACUACUGAUUUGUGGACUGCCACCAAUCAAAAGAAGGGGUACAUGACUGUUACAGCUCAUUAUAUUGACAACUCGUGGGUGCUUAGGUAA
Messenger RNA from Linum tenue, 576 nucleotides. The record is from the annotation of a GenBank genome assembly. Lineage: Eukaryota; Viridiplantae; Streptophyta; Magnoliopsida; Malpighiales; Linaceae.